This is a messenger RNA of Frankliniella occidentalis (western flower thrips), 3684 nucleotides long. RefSeq lists its product as uncharacterized. Bases 354 to 2549 code for a protein of 731 amino acids. Gene Ontology annotation, molecular function: protein binding. The record is from RefSeq and is a predicted model, not a curated record. Lineage: Eukaryota; Metazoa; Arthropoda; Insecta; Thysanoptera; Thripidae. The transcript is spliced from 3 exons.
CCCCACCCCUGAUCAUUUGCUCGGUUGUUUUGUUCGUGUGGCCGUGAUGUGGUGAUAGAGAAAAAAAGGCCUACAUUGUAAAAGUUUGUCGAUUCUUCGAAAUUCGGCGACACCAACGCAUAUCGACGGCUUUCUUGUGAUUUUUAAAUAAUAUCACAUUUUAAUUUCCGUGUGCUGGCACAUUCUGUUGUCUACUUAAUUAUUGAAUAAUACAUUCUGGCUGCCUCGAGCCAGUGUCCGAUAUCAAUCAAUAACAGUUCUGCAAGCGCACGUCAAACAUGUUGCCGUAACCUGUCAACAUGAAAGUAUUUAAAUGACUGUAUUCCAAUUCGGCAGUGUGUUAAUUGACUGUCAUGGACCAUCUUCUUGAUUUGUUUAUGGCUCGCAUGGCUGCCAAUGAAUUUUAUGCCACUGAUUCUGAAAGUGGUGAUUCGGAGGAUAUUGAUGGAGUUGAUUUUGAAGAUGACAUAGCUAGCAAUUGCUCUGUGUAUGGUUCUACGACAAGCAACGAAGGUGACACCCAUGAAGAAUUUGAUGAUCUUGAUGAUGAAGAUUGUGGAAAUAACAAUGAUAAUUCUAUACUUGAUGAAAUGAAUGAUGAGCAUGACUAUGCUGGCAAUGACCAAGAAAUUGACAUGGAUGUAAACAUUGAUCACCAGUAUGAAGAAGAACACAAUCAUGUCCAGGCUAUACCACAGGUUGAUGGGUUUUUACAUUUUGAACAAGAUUAUGAUAAUGAAUAUGAUCCCGCAAUCCAAAAUGGCUAUGUGAAUCAUGAGCAUGAUUAUGCCCACGAUGGUCAAAGGGAUGGAGUUGUUGUGGAAGUCCAUCCUGUGAACUCACAACUGCAGCGCACUGGAGCCUUUUCCAGUAUAAACAGUAUUCUUUCAACUGACAGUCAGAACUUCCCAGCAUCUGAGGAAAUUCAAUUAGCUAAAGAAUCAGCUCAGGUCCCUCCUUUCCAAUCAUGUCAUUACUAUAGGCCAUCGGACAGUCAUCCGCAAAUUGCUACUGCUGAGUCGACAGAGUCUUCCUUCUCUGGACAUGGUGUUAAGAGAAAUAAUGGUAUGGUGUGUUUAGAUCCAGUUGAACUUAAAAGAGUAAAAAAUGAAGAAUGUCCCCCUCAAGCAAUAGGAGCGGAAAUCACUAUUAGGACAGAGGAAAUUGCUGCUUCAGAAUUCCUGAAUGACAAACAGUACCCAAAUAUGAAUUCUCUCUCAGAUGACAUAUUAUUAGAAAUAUUUAGCAAACUGGGUGUCAAUUCACUUAUUAACCUAGCUCCUGUGUGCAAGCGCUGGUAUGAGUUGUCUAAGCACAAGAGCUUGUGGCUGCGAGAAGAUGUGGUCUGUGAUCCCUAUCGUGUGCAUCAGUUCUUGCGCCAUGUUCGUGCGGCUAAGUACCUUCGCACUGUUGAUGUCAGUGACAUGCAUGCUGCACAUGGAGAAGUUUUAUUGACUCUAUUGAAUGGUCCCAAGAACGUUCGGCGUUUUAGUUGUUUCUGUGUGGCUCAUCCAAGGGUAAUAGUAGAGCUAUUGGAACGCUACCAAGACACUCUAGAGGAGCUCAAUAUUUCCAUAUCUGAUGAACGUUUAUCAUAUGGUGAAGGUGGAACAUUUAAGGAUGGCGUAAAGCCAAGGCCUGGUUACCUUUUAAAGUUAAUCUCCGAGAUGAAAAAUUUGAGGGUCAUUCGCUUCACAGGCACAAUGCCAUCCAUUGGACAUCAUCAAGGGAGAGUAAAUCCGAAGUGGUACUUCGGGGAACUUGAAAGUUCUGAACUCAGACUGCAGGCAAUUGCAAUGAAGAUAGAAAACCCAAGAGAAAUACUUGUACAAAAAUUUAUCAUACCAUUUUUGAAAAGCAAAAUACCAUUCCUUAAAGAAUUGCGCCUUACAAGUGAUAUUUGGAAAAACAAAGAUGUGCAGGAAAUUGUACGGAACUGUGAUAAACUUGAAGCUUUAGUUAGAUUUCCAAUUGAUAGCCUACAUGCUUUAGAAAAUUGCAAACAACAGUUCUUCAUUGAUUUUAUUCUUGGGUCGUGGAUUGACUUUCAAAAAAUACAAAGGGAUUUGAUUGGUUAUAAAGGCCUGUCGCACAUUCAUGAAGUAUCUCUCCGUUUCUGUGAUCAGCUUUACAUUAAAUCUGAUGAGCAGAUUCCUGAUACAAGGCUUGAGACAUUUCUUCCAAUGUUGGCUGGGAGGCUCCAUUCCUGCAAGCGAGUUCAUAUUUACAGAUGGGAUGCAGCACCUCCAUUUGUUGAGAGUGUCCAUAGUACCUGUGCUCUCGCCAAGUUCUUAUUUGCCUUGCGCCGUACCCUUGAAGAAGUGCACAUCUCUGAUGCAUUUAGAGGUGGUCGACACUUUCCCCAACUAAUGAAGGCUAUAAGAGAGAGUGUACCUCAUUUGAAAUCUAGGGGUAUUGCCGUGAAUCGCCUAGGUAAUCGAGGUCUUCUCUUUUCAGUCAGAAGGAAGUCAGACAGUAUUAUUUCUAACACUGGACCACUCCUCCUUGAACAUGGAAGGAUUGAAUUUGCAAAUCAUGGUCCUAACUAAUUGAAUUAUGUAGCCAGAAGAAACCAAAGUACUGAAGCCCAAGUUUAUUGGUUGGAAGUAGAUAAGGUUCCCAUUUACCCCAUUGCCUUUUCCUUGUAGUUCUAGUCAUACUGUGAAAUUUCAAAUCUUUUGUUUUGAUUUUAAAUUUGUUUCUACUUUUUUAGUUAUGUAGAAUGUUGUAAUUAAGUGUUCUACCCAUUGUAAGAAAUGUUCAGGAAUACAUGAAAGAGAAACAAUUUGAUAAGAGAAUUGUAAAAUGCUCAUAGUGUAAUUAAUCAUACCAAACAGUAUUUUCCUUCCCUUAGAGUUUACUGCAUUUGUUAGAUGGUUUAAGGCAAUCUUGAAGAAUACAAAUGGAUCAGUUCUUUAUAGUCUUGGAUGUAAUGCAUGUUCCUUGUUUAUUUAUAUACUGCAUUACUCAGCCUUGAUGAAAUUAUCUGAAACAACAUAUUACUGUAUUAUCAAGUGAAGCUAUUAUUUAUCAAGUGUUUGUCAUGUCAAAUUCAUGCAGUAUAUUCACUUCAUUGCUCUAACUUAGACUUUAUUUUAAUAGUAAGAUUGUGUCACAAUUUAUUAUUAAUGGGGAAAUUAUAUUGUCAGUGUUGUUCAAAAUUUAGUUUUGAUGAAAUUUUGAAAUGAGAAAAUGAGAUUGUGCAUUUGCAUUAUUAUAACCUUAAAUUUAAAAUGUAAAUCAACACUGAUAAAAUAAUAUCUUGGUAUAUUUAUUUUUGAUAUUCUUGUAUCAUAAAAAUAUAGUGAACUCUAUUAUACUUUCUAUUUGAAGUAUAAAACUUCCUGUAACUGCCACCUUUGUUGGGAAAUGUUUGUUCAUUUCUCUUAUCUUUCUUUCCUUAGAACUGUAAGUUAAGUAUUACUGUUGCCAUCUUAUCUCUUGGUAUAGUUCCUUGAAAGAAAAGUUGUGGUGCAAUUAUCCCUUGGAACUGAAGAAUACAUGAGAACAGGGAUAGUUGAUGCCACCUUUCCUCAUGAGUUGUCACUUUCAUUGUCAAUCUUUCUACACCUCAGGUUUGUGUCCAAUUUUCUUCAUGUUAUUCAAGAUAGAAGUCUUGUGGUGUGCAAAUAUUUUUGUUGUGAUGACUUUUAACCAAAUAAAUUGAUGGUGAAGUACUCUGUA